AUGAUAAGGAUAACAAUACCAAAAAUAAAUAGUUAUUUUUAGUUAUAGGUUGAAGAAGGGACUCUUGUUUCAGAAAUAUUAGAAUUAAUACAAGAUUAAAUAAAGUAAAGUAUAUGAUUGACACAUUAGCACUGAUAAAAAUAUUAAGUAUUGGACUUGUUAUUCUUUUACUUAAUAAAAAGUACUAAAUCAUCAAGAAAUAAUCUAAACUUUUUAGGAUGAAGAACUUUAUGUGUAUUUUGAAUUUAAGAAUAAUUUCUCUGACAUUUAAGAAUAAAAACAAGUGACUUCAAAUUCAGUCUUAUCGACUGAUAGACAUAGUCUUAGAUAAUCAAUAGAUAGACAAGCCUCACAAUAAUCAUUUAAUAUUGACAUGAAAAUAAUUGUUCUAGAUGGCUUAAAACAAGAAAUUGAAAUGGAUGGUGAAACAUCCGUCAAGGAAUUAUUUGAAUUUUUAGCCAAAGAAAAUAACAUGUAAUAAUAUUCUAACUGAAUUAGUGAUCAAAAAAAGAUAUUUAAUUGGUCUUGCUUCUCAGAGACAAGAAAUAAAUAAUUGAACCUUGAAGAAAAAAUUGGAUUCACUAAAGAUGAAAUAUUUCAAAUUAAAACUAAUAAACUCUAACAUACUCAAUCGUCCAAAGAUAUCAAUUCAUAAAAAGCAAUUAUUUUUGAUAAAACUCUAGAAAAUAUAUCUUUAUUUGAGAUUCAAUUAAAUAAGCAAUUCUCAAAAACUAUUACUCUCAUUAUUUUAGUUCAUGACAAUAGCUGUAUCCGAAAAUUAACGGCUAUGUUUGAUAUAUUAGAAAAAAUAGAGAAAAUUGCAGAAGAGGUCCUGAGAUUUUGCUCUCUUACAUAGUUAUUUAUAUAAUUAUUUUAGCCAAUAUGUUUCUGUUGAUAUUUUUAUAAACGAUAAGCAAUUCAACAACCCAGACAAAAGAAGUUAGACAAUUUAAGAAGCCAAUCUAAAUCGAGACUCAAAGAUAAUUGCUAAAAUUAGAUGGAUUGAUUGA
This is a messenger RNA of Paramecium octaurelia, 1010 nucleotides long. NCBI's taxonomy places the organism in Eukaryota, Ciliophora, Oligohymenophorea, Peniculida, Parameciidae. The record is from the annotation of a GenBank genome assembly.